AUGGCAACGACGCUCAGCCCGAAAAUGGCGGCCGAGGGCGGCGGAGGAGCGGGAUGCCCGGGUUCAGGCCCGGGCCCAAGCCGCUGGCACUGGAGCGGUUCUUUAUGGGCCCAAGGCAUUUUAUUCCUCUUGGGAUGGCUCCGGGCAAGCGCCACAUAUUUUCCUGUCUCCUUGAGCAGCGCCCCUCCUUGCCGGCACCACGUCCCCUCUGACUCCGAGGUCAUAAAUAAGGUUUAUCUUAAGACAAAUCAUCUUGUAAAGAGAGAUAUUGAUGAGCACUUAAGGAUCAAGACUGUCUAUGAUAAAAGUAUUGAAGAGUUGCUCCCUGAAAAAAGAUACCUUGUAAAGAACAAACUUUUUCCACAGGCUAUUUCAUAUUUAGAGAGGACUUUGCAGGUCCGUCGACCAGCUGGCACGAUCUUACUGAGCAGACAAUGUGCAACAAACCAAUAUCUGCGGAAGGAAAAUGACCCUCACAGAUACUGUACUGGGGAAUGUGCAGAGCACACAAAGUGCGGCCCUGUGACCGUGCCUGAGGAGCACCUCCAGCAAUGCAGGGUCUGCCGUGGGGGUAAGUGGCUGUGUGGAGCAGUCGGUGUGCCGGACCAAGAAGGGGUCAGGGAUGCAGACUUUGUUCUCUAUGUUGGUGCUUUGGCCACUGAGAGGUGCAGCCACGAAAACAUCAUCUCUUAUGCAGCGUAUUGUCAGCAGGAAGCAAAAAUGGACAGGCCAAUAGCAGGAUAUGCUAACCUGUGUCCAAAUAUGAUCUCUACCCAGCCUCAGGAGUUUGUUGGGAUGCUGUCCACAGUGAAACACGAGAUUAUCCAUGCCCUGGGCUUCUCUGCUGGGCUGUUUGCAUUCUACCACGACAAAGAUGGGAAUCCUCUAACUUCAAGAUUUGCAGAUGGUCUCCCAUCUUUUAAUCAUAGUCUUGGAUUAUAUCAGUGGAGUGAUAAAGUGGUUCGAACAGUGGAGAGAUUAUGGGAUGUUCGUGAUAAUAAGAGAGUUCAUCACACUGUCUAUCUCCUAGUAACACCCCGUGUGGUUGUGUGACCUGCUCUGGGAUGUUUGUCAUCACUGAGAGAUAAAUCAAUUAUGCCGAGUGGUACUCGAUUGAACAGAAUGUCCUCCUAUGAAGACUCCCCUAUAACAAGAGCAGAAGUUUAUGUCAGCGUUAAGGUGGUUGACGAUGCAACAUUUAUACAUGGCAACCUACUCGUCUGACUUUCUGAAAUACAAGUAACAAAGUA
Messenger RNA from Echinops telfairi (small Madagascar hedgehog), 1250 nucleotides. RefSeq names its product leishmanolysin like peptidase (gene LMLN). Gene Ontology annotation, biological process: proteolysis; cell adhesion. The record is from RefSeq and is a predicted model, not a curated record. The transcript has 10 exons. NCBI's taxonomy places the organism in Eukaryota, Metazoa, Chordata, Mammalia, Afrosoricida, Tenrecidae. Gene Ontology annotation, molecular function: metalloendopeptidase activity. The coding region runs from base 1 to 1053 and encodes 350 amino acids. Gene Ontology annotation, cellular component: cytoplasm; membrane.